Rhincodon typus (whale shark) is the source of this 1984-nucleotide messenger RNA. RefSeq names its product BCL2 like 12 (gene bcl2l12). The transcript is spliced from 7 exons. Gene Ontology annotation, biological process: regulation of apoptotic process. Bases 31 to 1395 code for a protein of 454 amino acids. The record is from RefSeq and is a predicted model, not a curated record. Lineage: Eukaryota; Metazoa; Chordata; Chondrichthyes; Orectolobiformes; Rhincodontidae.
CGAUAUAUUUCCGCAUCAAGAUGCUCCGUGAUGGGAACAGACUCUCAGGAUCACAGGAUGGUGGUGAAUAAACAGUACAGCGAGGAGAGGCACAGCCUGAUAGUCCUAAAGAAUGAAACCAAACUAGUAAUGGAGGCCUUCCUCCAGAGGAUGGUGAUGUUGGAGGAGGCUAAGAAUGUUGGGCAUGUCGGUCGAUACUACCAUGACAGCAGGAAGUUCAUUUCGACGAGUCCCAAGUGUUCGGAUUCUAACUCGGCCGUGAAGGCACACAUCCGACGAAAGUCGAAUCAUAAAGGGAGCUUGGAGCGGGAAGCGGAAGAGGAGAAAAAGAGGAGCCUGAAGCGAACGGAAGGAGCCGAGGACAAUGACGGCUGGGAUACUGCGGAUGAAGAAAUUGCCAAGGCUGAAGAGAAAAAGCAUGGCUUCAGGACAACUAUCAAGAGACUGAUCAGGCGGCAGAGGAAGAAAAAGAGCAGCGAUAAAUCUGUCAAAAAGUCCAAGGAUUCUUUAGACCUGCUCGAAGAUGAGGGAUCUGGGAAGCAUGGCAGCAAAUGUGAUUCAAAGACUAAUUCCGUGAAAAGGCAGAAGAGUCCGAACCACUUAAUCUCUGGUGCACACAGUUCAAUAGAGACAGACACUUCCAAUGUGAAGGAAGAGGCUACAGAGGAGAUCGGUAAACAUAGCUCCAGGAAGAGUGGCACCAAGAGACUGUUAAACUUGUUUAGAAAACAUUCACAAGGGAAAAUUGAAGAUGCUUCUGUCAUGCUGGAGAAAGAACAGGAGCCCAGGCCUUCCAGGCCCAACACACUACACCUAAUGACUGACCAGAUGAGCAGCAUGGACAAAGGGUCGGCCCAAAACGAAAAUGUGGAAUUCUAUUCGAAAGUGGCAAAGAAGCUGGAUAAGUUAGCACAGCAAUACUGUGCACAGUCAGACAUUGACCGGUUAAGCCCAAGCAUUGAGAACCGUGUACCAGAAAUAGGGAGCAAUAAUGUCCCACAGAAUGCGGCAACGGACAAGGAGAAGAUGAUUGAGAAGAUUGUGUUGUUGUUACAGCAACAAGGAGAUGGAAUCAAUGAGAAGAUGAAGGAAGACCCAGCGCUUCAGCGCACCAUGAGCCGCAUGUCCUACAGGAGCUUCUCCCAUUUGGUGGAGGCCUUCACAGCCAACGUUGAAGAGCAGCACGGGGGUCCCACAGCCACCCCCGAGCUGACGAAGAUCGCGCUGACCAUGGAGCUCACACGCAGAGUGGCUGGGAUCAGCAGCCAUCCAGUACAGCAGCUGAUGGGGUAUAGCAUGCAGUACAUGAACAUGUUUGUGCCCUGGCUCCAGGAGAAUGGUGGAUGGACAAUGGUGCUGCCAAUGGACGAUGAUUCUGAAUAUCAAAUUGACUGACAUUUGCCAAAGAAGUGGGGUUAAAAUAAAACCCGAGCCCUCUGAGGAUGGGGAGAACUGGCUUUUCAAUUCGCUCUCAGAAGGAAGAAAUCUGAACAACUUGCUUUUUAAUCUUGAAAUCCAUGCACUGGCAGGUGAAUGCUGUAGGGAGCUUGAUGAUCAGCCAAAUACUUUUCUGUCUCAGGAUAAGACUUGGUAAACUCUGCUGGUUUUUCAUGUUUACUGAGUUGCUGUGAAAUAGUUGAACUUUAAGCCGGUAAGUUGGUGAUGCAUUCUUAGCCACCUGUUUGGGCACUAGUCAACAUUCCACAUCGAAAGAAACAGCACUCCCAAGGGACUUUCAAAAAAAUCUCUUGCAGCAAGCUGUUAUCCCAGUAAUAUAUAACUUUCCAAUUUCUGAUUUGGCAUAAGUCAUCUUACACAGUUUACCACAACCUCAGCGUGUCUUAGAGGUUUCCAAAUUACUUCUCCGCUGUUUCCAGUUUCACCAAAUUAUAACGCAGGUUGAUCACAGGAAGAUAGAAACAUUUUCAGCGGAGAAAGAGGCCAUUCAGCCCCUUGUACCUGCACAGGCUCAUUAAAUGAGCAU